CCCCUGAAAAUCCCAUCUUAGGAUGGGCUAAUUGGCUAGUUAGUAAUAAUGUCAAACAUUUUCCAACUUCAAAACAGCUUUGAGGUCUCGGGUGGAAGCUGAGGUUGGUUCUUAUUUAGUUAAUUCCCAGGAAUGCAUGUGCAGCUAGUUGGGUGACAUUGCACAAAGGAACGUUUCAACCCUUCCCUCCUUGGCUUGGGUCCAAAUGACGUAUCUAACCAACGCGAUGAUCUUUUUCUCGACAGGCACCAGAGAAAUGGAAGACCACAAUAGCAUUGUCCUCCCUGUAAUUUUUGCCAUAAUUUGCCUGGUGGGAACUGUGGGGAACUGCAUUGUGAUCUAUACCAUCACCAAAAGACCCAAGAGAAACCACAACACAGCAGAUGUCUUCAUCGUGAGCCUCUCCAUCACGGACCUUCUCUUCCUGCUGGGCAUGCCUUUUCUCAUCCACCAGCUUCUAGGGAAUGGAGUCUGGCUUUUCGGGGCUACCAUGUGCACCAUCAUCACUGCGUUGGAUGCUAACAGCCAGUUUGCCAGCACGUACAUUCUCACGGCAAUGUCCAUUGACCGCUACCUGGCCACCGUAUACCCCAUCCGCUCCGCCUACAUGCGCACCCCUUGCACAGCUGCCUUGGUGAUCUUGCUGCUUUACCUCUUGUCUCUCCUAACCAUCGUGCCGGUGUUCAUGUACACCCAGCCCAUUGCUCUGCCUGGAAGCAAAGCCGGCUGUGGCAUCAUCCUACCCAACCUCUCGGUUGAUAUCUAUUGGUACACGCUGUACCAGUUCUUCCUGGCGUUUGUCAUUCCACUGGCAGUCAUCUGCAUUGUGUACCUGAAGAUACAGAAGCACAUUUCAUGCAAGGUACUGCCACUGCCCCAGAGGAACUUCAGAGCCAGGACUAAGAAGAUCAUGCGGAUGGCUAUCACCAUUUGCUCUGCCUUUUUUAUCUGCUGGGCACCCUAUUAUAUACUGCAAUUGGUGCAUCUCAAAAUCACCCAGCCCUCCAUUAUGUUCCUCUAUGCCUAUAACGUAGCGAUCAGCCUGGGUUAUGCAAGCAGCUGCAUCAACCCCUUCAUCUACAUUGUGUUGAGUGAUACGUUCCAAAGGAACCUGGUGAAGGCCUUCUGCCCAGGCCGGCAGGCCCGAAGGGGGGCUAGAAAUGCCCCUGGGAAAGUCGGUCCCUCUGUGAAAAUAAGUCCUGUGCCAAAUCAGGAAACUUAUCUUAGCAUGACAUACUCUCGUAAUAUAGCUAAUUGCAUCUCUCUCUCUGUCUUAGUUCCUUAGCGGAAAACCACACGACUUUGCUCAAGGAUGGCCAGGUGAGCCAAAUAGGUGUCAAAGCUUUCUGGGGUUGUAGACACAAAGGAGCAAAGAGAAGGGUUAAGAUUUGUUGUAAGGAGCACAGCCAAGAGGCUGACCUCCCGGGGGUACGCUGGAGCAGAACAUCAUUUUGGCCGAAUAUAAAAAAUUCCUUACAGUGAGACCUACCCCCGAGUGGAAUCUUGUUGUACAGGAUCUCCUGGGAACCCCACUGCUUGAGUCUGCACUCCAGAGCACAUCCAAAGGAGGGGUCUGCACUGACCGCCAUAGCGCUUACCCACCUUUAAGGUGCCUGGUUCUGCUGUUACGGAGCUGAAGUCCAUUGGACAACCCACCUGGCUUCAGCCAAAGUCUAUUCUUCUAAUUCUGCUCCCACGGGUGGUAGGGUGUGCUGGCUUCUGAUUGGCUCGAACAAUGUGUAUUUUUAAUCUUGUGGCUGGUUACCAAUCAGCAAUCCUGCAAUUUAACUGUUUGGAAGACUUCCGUUUGAUACAUAUAAGCUUGGGGUUACAGCCACAGUUGGUAGUAAGGGGACCGAUACAUUGGGAUAGGGAGACUGCAGCUCUAAUAGAUGAAACGUUGCUGUUGUUCCAGCUCACUGAGGGAGCAGGAAGAAAUGGCUUUACCUAGCUGUUCCAUUACAAUAACUUUCUUUUUAUAACUAGAAAGCUUGAAUAUUUAGUAAGUUCGUACUGGUGGCAAAUAUGAACUUCCACAAUAGAUGUCUCAAACUGUAAAUAUCUUAAUUGUUAAAUAUGAUUGUGUCUAGGACUCUGUCUUACCCAGUAUGCAUUAACGGGUGGUCUCGUCUCUUUAUUCUCAUUAUGUCAUUAGGCUUUCUCCCUGUCAGUCGCGGGGCACGCACCCUUCUUUCACUCAUGGUACUUUGCCUUGUGACUGUUCAGUGGUGUGUGCAAUACAAACACAGAUAUAACCAGGAGCGGAGAGGGUGAGACACUGCAAAGGAUGGGAAGAAUAAAGGAUGUGGAUCCCACUAUACAGAUACAGGGCUACCUACACAAAGCCACAGCUGCAGGGAAAGUCUUGGGUAACAGGGAAAUGCUUUGGCAGAGGUGGGGAAAGUUUUCAGCAGCUCCCCACAGCUGCUGAAAUCUUUCCC
Pelodiscus sinensis (Chinese soft-shelled turtle) is the source of this 2441-nucleotide messenger RNA. Lineage: Eukaryota; Metazoa; Chordata; Testudines; Trionychidae. The record is from RefSeq and is a predicted model, not a curated record.